Leptinotarsa decemlineata (Colorado potato beetle) is the source of this 1732-nucleotide messenger RNA. Its product is annotated as putative ATP-dependent RNA helicase Dbp80. The record is from RefSeq and is a predicted model, not a curated record. Gene Ontology annotation, molecular function: RNA helicase activity; nucleic acid binding; ATP binding. Lineage: Eukaryota; Metazoa; Arthropoda; Insecta; Coleoptera; Chrysomelidae.
CCGUGAUGGACCUGAGUUCGAAUUUCGCGCUCGAAAAAUCUUAACCUAACUAAUAUUGUCUAUUUCAAAUAAUUUUGCACAAUAAAAACAAGUCAAGAAGAAUAAUAUCUGUUCAUAAAAUUUCUUUAUAUUUGAAACUAUUUUCUUUAACAUAUUAUUCGAAAGUAUACAUUCAAAAGAUAAUCUGAAAGUGAUUUUUCAAUAUGUCUCGAAAAGUAGACUGGGCUAAAUAUGUCUCUGAUACAGAAAAAAAUAUAACCACUCAGAUACAAGCAGUUGAUAUUUCAAGCAGUGAUGAACCAAAUGAAAGAAAAUCAGAUAAAGAUGAUGAUGCUCCAGAAGAAUUCAUCCCUGCAGAGGCCAGUCUCCUAGCAAAAAUCAUUCGCAAAGGAUUGAUAGAGAGCAAAAAUGAUAUCGAAGUACAAAGAAAAGAUCCAAAAUCUCCGCUAUACUCAGUGAAGUCAUUUGAGGCUCUCAAUUUGAAUCCCAAUCUUCUUAAAGGAGUGUAUGAAAUGGGAUUCAACGCCCCUUCGAAAAUUCAAGAGACUGCUCUACCAACUCUCCUUGCUGACCCCCCACAAAAUUUGAUAGCACAGUCUCAGUCAGGCACAGGCAAAACAGCAGCAUUUGUCCUUGCCAUGCUUAGCCGAGUUGAUAUUAAUAAAAAGCAUCCCCAGGUACUGUGCCUUUCUCCAACAUAUGAGUUAGCAAUUCAAACGGGAGAGGUUGCUGCUCAUAUGGCAAAAUUUUGCCCCGAAAUUGAAAUGAAAUUCGCGGUUCGAGGGGAGGAAGUGCCUAGAAAUACAAAAUUGACGGAGCAUAUCAUAAUUGGUACGCCUGGUAAAGUUCUGGAUUGGGCGCUCAAGUUCAGAGUUUUCGAUUUGAAGAAAAUUGAUGUUUUUGUAUUGGAUGAGGCCGACGUGAUGAUUGCCACCCAGGGUCAUCAAGACCAGUGCAUAAAAAUACACAAAAAUUUGAGUCCUUCUUGUCAAAUGAUGUUUUUCUCUGCAACCUAUGAUCAAGAGGUCAUGGAUUUUGCAGAGCAUAUUGUCAAAAAUCCUAUUACCAUUAGAUUGAAAAGAGAGGAGGAAACCCUAGAUAACAUAGCACAGUACUACGUGAGGUGUCAAACACACCAAGAUAAAUACAAUGCCCUUACAAAUAUUUAUGGUACAGUGGGGGUUGGUCAGGCUAUUAUUUUUUGUCACACUCGAAAAACUGCAUCUUGGCUAUCUGAAAAAAUGUCGAAAGAUGGUCAUGCUGUUGCAGUUCUAUCUGGUGAUUUAACAGUUGAACAGCGAAUUAAUGUCCUUGACAGGUUUAGACAAGGCAAAGAAAAAGUACUUAUUACCACAAAUGUUCUCUCAAGGGGAAUUGAUGUGGAACAAGUUACUAUUGUUGUCAAUUUCGACCUGCCUGUGGAUCUAAAAGGAAAAGCAGACUGUGAAACAUAUCUGCAUCGUAUAGGGCGUACUGGUAGAUUUGGAAAAAAAGGCAUUGCUAUCAAUCUCGUAGAUUCAGAUCAUGCUAUGGAGAUAUGUAAGGCUAUAGAAAACCAUUUCGACAAAAAAAUACGUUAUUUAAAUACAGAAGAUUCAGAUGAAAUAGAAAAGAUUGGAAAUUAGAGAUCUGAUUUAAUAAUUUCUUUCUAUAUUUUGAAGUAUGGUAAUAAUAUAAGGAGUGUAAAACACUAAUUGUUGUAAACAUAUUUAAUAAAGUUACUUAUGAUGCA